Messenger RNA from Ruditapes philippinarum (Manila clam), 1285 nucleotides. RefSeq lists its product as uncharacterized. NCBI's taxonomy places the organism in Eukaryota, Metazoa, Mollusca, Bivalvia, Venerida, Veneridae. Gene Ontology annotation, biological process: regulation of mitochondrion organization; autophagy of mitochondrion; protein polyubiquitination. Gene Ontology annotation, cellular component: cytoplasm; ubiquitin ligase complex; cytosol. Bases 76 to 1122 code for a protein of 348 amino acids. Gene Ontology annotation, molecular function: ubiquitin protein ligase activity; zinc ion binding; ubiquitin conjugating enzyme binding. The record is from RefSeq and is a predicted model, not a curated record. The transcript is spliced from 5 exons.
UAUAUACUGAACUUAUUAAUCAGUGCGCAGUUGAUAGGUGUUUGCAGCUGUAGCUUACCGUAGACACUGGUAAAAAUGCCUGGGAAGACAUUUACUUUGUUUGUCGUGAGUGGCGAGAACAAAAACACUACGCUAGAAAUUGACGAGGAUGCCACCAUCAAAGAGCUUCGUAAAAAAGUUGCAGACGGCAUAGAUGGAGUUGGAGAAGACGAUGUCCGCAUUCACUAUGCUGGCAAGGAUCUCCGACCUGAGGGCCCUAGCGGACAGAAACUGACAUUAAAAGACUUCAACCUUCGUAAUGAAGCGACACUUUUUGUAGUUAUGCGUCUACCAGGAGGUUCAGACGACCCCCCGUCAGUGGUGGAGCCUAAAAUGUACGGUCCGGACGUUCAGCUUACUGACAAACCUGACAUGUUUACCCUAGACGACGAAAGGGGAGGACAAAGAGCUGAAAUGCCCUGUGGACAUGCCAUAAGUCCCGAAUCACUGACAGCUUACUGUAGAAGUCUGUUGUCUGCGGGAAAAUAUGAAUUCUUAUGUCCGUACAAAGCGAAACCUGGAGAUCCGUACUGCGAUGCAAGUUGGGAAUUGUUUACAGUAACACGAUUAGCGGUUCUUACAGCAGAUGAAGUGAAAGAGUUUGAGAAAAAAAUGGCGGAAAAUUAUCUCAGAAAAGCUGUAGGUAUACAGAGUUGCCCUCUUUGUAAAGGUUUUUGCGAGCGCAAAAACAAAUCCGACCAAAGAGUUCGGUGCUUGGUGUGUAAAACAGAAACAGGAGGCAGGUACGAGUUUUGCUGGUUCUGUUUGAAAACAUGGUUGACCGGCGAGUUCAAAGAUUGUGGGAAUUUCGGAUGCACUGGCGAAGAUCCAAGACUAAGGGUGAUAAAAAACUGCAACAAGAAGAAGGUUGUAGAAGUGCUGUGCCCAGAAAUACGUGCAUGCCCCUCCUGUGGUCUACUUAUCGAACACAAAGAGGCGUGUAAACAAAUGGUCUGUAGAUGUGGCCAGAAGUUCUGCUUUAUUUGCUUAGAGAAAGCUGAUGAAAAUGGAAGAUACCAAUGUGGUGUGUAUAAUUCCAAAUGCGAGCCAGCUCCUGUACAAACCAGCAUCCCCGGAUGUUAAUUCUUUAAGACUCUCUCAAAGGACAUAGAUGCGCUUGUUUAACUAACAUAUGGAUCUCAUGAUUAUUAUCAUAAUGUGAUACACUGAUACAUAGACAUAAAUCUUUCAAUUAUACAUAUGUUAUAUGUUGAAAUAGUGAUAUUUAACGCUGAAAAUACAAAAA